AUGUCAAAACGCAAACACGACGAGAUCAGCAGCUCCGAAGUCAGCAACAGUGGCACAACAGCCAAAGCGCUGCGUCUACAGCGACUGCAACUCGACGGUCUGCUCGACCAGAGCAAAAGGUCACUCUUUCGAUCACUAAAAGUAGCCCGAGGAUUCGAGCGUCAGAAGCUGGGACGGCGGCAGAAGACCGCCAAAACAGAGGGCAAUGCCACAGACACAGCGCGCUUGGAAGCCGAGGUGGCUGCUUUGAAGAACCUGGAUUUGGUUUCUACGGCGGAAAUACAUCUUUACAAAUCGUUGCUGAAGAUCAAGUCGAUAGCCUCUGCGCCUGCGUUCCCACACCAUGUGCAAGUUACGAUCGACAACUCGAAGAAGCCGCAAGAGACGGCUAGUGCCAAUGUGCAGGCGAGAUUGUUCAAGUCAGGCCCUGUGCAGGCUGCUAUGACGGAGGCGCUGAAAGGCAUUCGAGCUGUGCUCGGUAUUGAAGAGCUCGGGCCAGAUAGCAAGAAACGACUUCGGGCCAAGGAUUACGUGAAUGGCUCUCAGGCUAAUGAUACGAAUGGGCCUGCGGUCCCGAAAAGAGAGGGAUCAAUUCUGUCAAUUACCGGUGCUCAAAAUGAGGACGAGUGGAGUGGCUUCUCCUCUCCCGAGAGCUUGGAAAUAGAAGAGGACCAUGGUUUUCAGGAUGAUGAUGAGAAGGAUGUCGACUUUGAUAUGUACACUUCACGGCUUGCCGGAUCAUCGGACGAGGACUUGGGCGAGGAAGAUGUUGAAAACCAGGACCACGAUCGCGACAAAUUGGACGACAUGAGUAUCACAGAGGAGGAGGAUCCAACAGAAGCGGAAGAAUCUUCGGACGAAGACGACGACGCCCCAGAAGACGAACACCCCACAGCCAUCAAUCCGCCUCUCAAACCCAAACACGCCAGACCCGCCACCGCCCCUCCAAUCUCAACAACUUUCCUCCCUUCCCUCUCCCUCGGUGGCUACUGGUCCGGCAGCGACUCCGCCUCCUCCGACAACGACUCCUCCGCCGCCAACAUAGAAGUACGCAAGAACAGAAUGGGCCAACAGGCACGACGAGCAUUAUGGGAAAAGAAGUUCGGCAAGAACGCCAACCAUGUGAAGAAACAGGCGCAGGAUAGGGAUCAAGGGUGGGAUGCCAGAAAGGGUGCGCAGGGGUUGGAUGAGAGGGGAAAGAGGGGGAGAGGGAGGGGUGGGUUUGGAAGGGGGUUAGAUGCUGCUGGGAGGGGAGGUAGCAGGGGUGGUGGGAGGUUCGCUAAGAGUACGGGUGCUAACAGCGAUCCGAUCGUGGCCAGGAAAGCAAAGCCAUCUGCUGCGGCUGCUGCUGCUGAAGGCCCCUUGCAUCCAUCAUGGGAGGCGGCGAGGAAGGCCAAGGAACAGAAGAAGGCGGUGCCGUUCCAGGGGAAGAAGGUCGUAUUUGACUGA
Messenger RNA from Letharia columbiana, 1449 nucleotides. RefSeq lists its product as uncharacterized. The coding region runs from base 1 to 1449 and encodes 482 amino acids. Gene Ontology annotation, biological process: maturation of SSU-rRNA. Gene Ontology annotation, cellular component: nucleus; 90S preribosome. Lineage: Eukaryota; Fungi; Ascomycota; Lecanoromycetes; Lecanorales; Parmeliaceae. The record is from RefSeq and is a predicted model, not a curated record. The transcript has a single exon.